Molecule: messenger RNA, 702 nt
Organism: Cornus florida
Lineage: Eukaryota; Viridiplantae; Streptophyta; Magnoliopsida; Cornales; Cornaceae
Product: caffeoyl-CoA O-methyltransferase-like
Exons: 5
Coding region: 1-702 (233 amino acids)
Molecular function (GO): O-methyltransferase activity; S-adenosylmethionine-dependent methyltransferase activity
Source: RefSeq, a predicted model, not a curated record
AUGGCAGACAAUGUUAUUCAUACCAUUCUCAAGGACGAAGCUCUUCAGAAGUACAUCUUAGAUACAAGUACAUAUCCAAGAGAGCAUGAGCAACUCAAGAAAAUCAGAGAAGUCACGUUCAACAAAUAUGGCAGCAAAGCGAUCAUGGGUGUGCCAGCAGAUGAAGGGCUGUUCUUGUCUAUGCUACUAAAAAUAAUGAAUGCAAAGAGGACAUUGGAGAUUGGUGUUUUUACUGGCUAUUCCCUUCUUACCACUGCCCUUGCUUUGCCUCAUGAUGGUCAGAUUAUAGCGAUAGACCCUGAUCGAGAAGCAUACGAGAUAGGAUUGCCAUUCAUUAAAAAGGCUGGUGUGGAGCACAAGAUCAACUUCAUUGAGUCAGAUGCCACUUCUGUCUUGAAUGAAAUGUUGAGCAAUAAUGAAAUGAUGUUCGACUUUGUGUUUGUUGAUGCUGACAAGCCCAACUACAUACGAUACCAUGAACAAGUAAUGAAACUGGUAAAGAUUGGAGGUGUGAUUGCAUAUGAUAACACUCUAUGGUACUCUACCGUUGCUUGCCAUGAAAAUGAAGUGACGGAUCAGCGUAUACGUGACAACCGGAAGGCCAUAAUCCACCUCAACAAUUUCCUGGUCUCCGACGCCAGAAUCGAAAUCUCCCAAGUUUCCAUUGGCGAUGGUGUCACCUUGUGCAGGCGUAUCGUCUAG